Drosophila elegans is the source of this 1872-nucleotide messenger RNA. Its product is annotated as glutactin. The transcript has 4 exons. NCBI's taxonomy places the organism in Eukaryota, Metazoa, Arthropoda, Insecta, Diptera, Drosophilidae. The coding region runs from base 1 to 1872 and encodes 623 amino acids. The record is from RefSeq and is a predicted model, not a curated record.
AUGCAGCUCGCGUGCUGGCUAAUAGUGUCCCUGUUACUAGUCCUGCAGUCCGGGGUGGAAUCCAGAGUUCGUGGCAGGCAGUACGAUGAGGAGAAAGACACCAUUGUCGAACUGCCCAAUUUGGGCAGCAUCCAGGGAAAAAUUCUCGAAACCGCCUGGACAAAACGCGAAGUGCUGCAGUUUGUCGAUGUUAGAUACGCAGAGCCUCCAACGGGACUGCAUCGGUUUAAGGCACCCAGACCGAUUGAGCCGUGGGAGGAUGUGAUGGAUGCCACAGCGGAGAAGAUUGGUUGCCCGUCGGUGGUUUCGAUGGACUCGCUCCGGAAACUGGAUGACGUGCUGGACGUUGAGGACUGUCUGACCAUGACCAUCACCACUCCGAAUGUGACCGCAAGGCUGCCGGUUCUGGUUUACAUCCACGGCGAGUACUUGUACGAGGGCAGCAACUCGGAGGCUCCUCCAGACUAUCUGCUCGAGAAGGACGUGGUUUUAGUUACGCCGCAGUACCGCCUCGGUCCCUUUGGCUUCCUGUCCACGAAGACGGACGAGAUUCCCGGCAAUGCCGGCUUCCUGGACAUUUUCUUGGCCCUGCAGUUCAUAAAGCACUUCAUCAAAUACUUCGGCGGUGAUCCCUCGCGGGUCACGGUGGCCGGCCAGGUGGGUGGAGCGGCCAUUGCCCACUUGCUCACUCUGUCGCCCAUGGUCCAGCGCGGCUUGUUCAGCCAGGUGAUCUACCACUCGGGAUCGGCCAUCAUGCCCAUCUUCCUGGAGGAAAAUCCCCGCAAGCAUGCCCAGGAGAUCGCCAAGAAGGCGGACUGUCAAAUGGUGACUGUGAGAGAUUUGAACACCUGUCUCAUGGAGCUCACGGCCCUCGAAUUGCUCACUGCCUUCAUGGAGCAUGCGCUGGAGAAAUCUGACCUCGGAAUUGGACAUACCGGUGGCAUCCAGUUCACCAUUGGCGGACCCAGUGGAGUGCUCCCCAAACAUCCGUACGACCUUAUGCUGGAGUCCAACUUCUCGUAUCCGGCAAUGGGCGGCUGUCCAAAGAAUGCCGGAACUCGGGUGCUCAACGAGAUCGUUGACAAUGACUUCGAGGGAAAGAUUCCGGAUGACGAGUACUCUCCGUACAACUACAUCGAUCACGUGAUCCGCCAGGUGGUGGGCACGGACAGAACCAUGCUCCUCACCAGCUUUAUAACCCACGAUUUCUUCGAUCGCCACCUGCUGGAAAACGGUACCUUCGACACACUGAUCCCCAGGCUCAUUGAUGUGGCUGGCACGCUGAACCACAAGCUGCCGGUUGUGCUGGCCCUGAACAUGAACAACAAACACAAUCCGCACAACACGUUCCUCUACUCGUUUGACUACGCGGGCGAGUUCAAUCGCUACAAGGAAAUGGACGAGGAGACCAACAUGCAGAGCCCCUUUAAGGCGGGCGUUUCGCUGACCGACGAGGCCCUCUACCUGUUCCCCUACCCCGAUCACGUACAGCGUCUUAGUCCGCCGGACAUGACGAUGGCCCACCGGAUGGUGGAGCUUUGGACCAACUUCGUGAUCAGCGGCAAUCCGUUUGGAUCGUACCGCACCGGCUACUGGCCGCCGAUGACCACGCUAUUUGGACCGUAUUUGAAGAUCGACGAGACGCUGACUAUCGGUGGUGACUUCUUCAGCGAGUUCUCGGCCACACUGCACGACGAGGAGCAGGGUCAUAGUCUGAUCCGGGAGAUCUACUACCUGCGGAGCCGUAGCCGGAAGCGGGCACAGAAUAAACGCCGGAAGCAGCUGGCUGCCUCCAACGCCAGCAGGGCAAAGAAGCUCGCCGGACGCAAGAGCCUGGUGAAGCGUCCAAACCGCAAUAAGAUACGUUUUUGA